This is a messenger RNA of Camelina sativa (false flax), 3381 nucleotides long. Lineage: Eukaryota; Viridiplantae; Streptophyta; Magnoliopsida; Brassicales; Brassicaceae. The record is from RefSeq and is a predicted model, not a curated record.
AUGGAGAGCUACGGAGAUCUGAUCAACAACAAUAAAGUUAUCUUGGAUGAUGGAAACUAUGGAUUUUGGAAGUCAAGGAUCAAAUCCAUAAUAGGAGGUAUUGAUCGUCUUGCUUGGAAAACUGUUCUGGAAAAGUGGGAGGAGCCUACGAUCAAGGAUGAAUCAGGCAAGCGAAUACCCAAACCUGAGUCAGAAUGGACUGAUGAAGAACAAAGGAAAUCGAAGUAUAACUCAAGAGCAUUAACCGCUAUUCAUUGCAGUGUUGGGAGAAAACAGUUCGAUUUGAUUCAGGGUUGCAAAACAGCAAAAGAAGCAUGGGUCAUCCUUCAGAUCCAUUAUGAAGGCACCACCAAAGUGCAGAGCUCAAGAAAAGAUAUGUUAGCAUCGAGAUUUGAGAAUCUAAGGAUGGAGGAUCAUGAAUCAAUUUUGGAUUUCAGUUAUAAGCUGAGUGCUCUAGCACAAGAGGCCUUAACCUUAGGUAAAACCUAUAAAGAUCAGAAGUUAGUCAAAAAAUUUCUAAGAUGCCUUCCGUCAAGGUUCAUGGGGUAUAAGACAGCCUUAACUGUAUCACAUGACUUAGACAGCCUUACCUAUGGUGAAGUGGUUGGAAUGCUACAAGCACAUGAGAUGGAGCUGAAUGGAAUUAAGAAACCAAAAGGGAUAGCUUUAGCAGUAAGCAAAGAUACAACUGAUCAAGGAGAGGAGGAUGCUGUAGGUCUGCUGGUACGAAGGUUUGAUCGAGCUCUGAGAAGGAUAGAACAAGGUCAAGGCCAAAAGAAGACUGGUUCAUUCAAAAAGACAAGUGAAGACAGAAAGGCUGAUAUGCAGUGCCAUGAAUGUAAAGGAUAUGGACAUUUUAUUCGAGAAUGUCCAACGAGCAAGCUACGAGAGGCCAAGUGCACAACCUGCAAAGGUACUGGACAUACACAUGAUAUGUGUAUAAGUAAUUCUAAAUCUAAGAAAGAAAAAUCUAUGAUUAGUAUUGAAGAUGAUUCAGAUGAUGAUAGCAGCAACGAAGAAGUGCUCAUAAAUUUAGUGGCAAUGGUGGGAAUCACUGAAUUUGAGAACGGGGAGGAAGUGACUGAUUCAGAAUCAGAAGGAGAGGAGAUUCUUGAUAUUGUUCCGAGUUACAAAGAAAAUGAAUUGGAAGAUGAGAAAAAGAUUGCUAAAGAUUCGCUGGAUUUGAUGAGAAAAAAGUUGGUUUUAUCUGCAAAAGCAGACAAAUUUGAAGAGGAGCUGUGUAAAGAGAAAGAAAAAACCACAGAAUUGCAAUCGCAGUUGGAUCAGCAAUAUAGGAAGAUUCAUAUGUUUGCAGGCACAAAGCAACUUGAUAAAAUCUUGAGCUAUGGGAGAACUGAGAAGACUCAUAAAGACUGGGAUAUAAAGAUAACAGAGGAGCAAAACCACAGAGGGGAUGAGAUCGAGGAAUUAAAAGUGGCUUCUGGAUCAGGAUUCAGAUGUAGUAUGGCCAUGAUUACUGAGGAACAAGAUGACUCAGAGCCUUGGUUCUUUGAUAGUGGGUGCUCAAGGCAUAUGAUUGGAACCAAGAGUAAUCUACAAAAUAUCAAGAAACUGAAAGGAGGUACAAUAACUUUUGGAGAUGGGAGUCAUGGUUUUAUACAAGGCAAGGGGCUGAGAGCUAAUUUGAUAAGUAUUAGUCAACUUUGUGACGAAGGAUUGUCGGUGCUGUUCACAAAAGUUGAUUGCAAAGCUUUGGAUGAAGCAGGAAAUGUCAAGUUAUAUGGUCGACUUGGACAUAUGAAUACAAUGAAUCUUACUACUCUUGUGAAUAAAGAGAUAGUGCGAGGGGUACCAAAGCUAAAAGGGGAAGACAAUAUGGUUGAAAGUCUAGCGGGAAAGAAAUAUGUGUUUGUGUUGGUUGAUGAUUAUUCCAGGUAUACUUGGGUUCGAUUUAUUCGAGAGAAGUCUGAUACUGUAGACAGUUUCAAAAUCUUGGCCUUACAACUACUUAAUGAAAGAGGAGGAAUAAAACAGAUAAGGAGUGAUUAUGGUGGAGAAUUUCAAAAUGAGGCUAUGAAGGAUUUCUGUGAUCAACAUGGGAUCGCACAUCAGUAUUCAGCACCAAGAACUCCACAACAAAACGAAGUUGUAGAGAUGAAGAAUAGAACUCUUCAGGAAAUGGCAAGGGCAAUGAUUCAUGAAAAUCAGGUUCCUAAGAAGUUCUGGGCUGAAGCUUUAAAUACCGCAUGUUACAUAAUUAACAGGGUAUAUGUGCGAAUAAAUACGACUAAGACACCUUAUGAGCUGUGGAAAGGCAAAACACCGAACCUGAGCUACUUUCAUGUUUUUGGCUGCAAAUGUUAUAUCUUAAAUGACAAGGAUUAUCUUGGGAAAUUCGAUUCCAGAAGUGAUGAUGGCAUGUUUCUUGGAUAUGCAGAGAGUAGUACAUCAUUCAGGGUGUAUGACAAACGUACUGGUGUUAUUAUGGAGUCAGUGAAUGUAGUGUUUGAUGAUAGGUCAGGUUCAGUGGGAAACGAUGAUGAUUCGGACAGUGAUACAGAACCAGAAAUUGCUACUAAAACACGAAAUGAUGAGUCUGAAGUAGAAGCUUCUGUUUCAAAGUCAGAAGGGUUACAACUUGUUCAUAAAAAUCACUCAGCAUCUGAUGUCAUUGGAGAUCUGAAUGAGAAGAUGAAGACUAGAGGAGUUAAAAUAGAUUUCCAAAAGAUGACAAGUUACUUUACAACUUUAGAGACGGUUUUCUAUGAGUGUUUUCUGUCAAUGAUUGAACCAAAGAACCAUGUAAAAGCUAUUGAAGAUGAUUUUUGGAUUAUUGCCAUGGAAGAAGAACUUGAACAGUUUGAGCGGAAUGAUGUUUGGGAGCUGGUUCGGAGACCAAUAGAUGUAAAUAUCAUUGGUACCAAAUGGAUUUUUAAGAAUAAAAUCGAUGAAAGUGGUGUUGUGGUUCACAAUAAGGCUAGAUUGGUAGCACAAGGAUAUAGACGGAUUGAAGGAGUGGACUUCGAAGAAACCUUUGCACCAGUAGCAAGACUUGAGUCAAUUAGACUGUUUAUAGGGAUGGCUUGUAUUCUAAACUUUAAAGUUUUCCAGAUGGAUGUCAAGAGUGCUUUCUUGAAUGGGAUCUUACAGGAGGAAGUGUAUGUUGAACAACGCAAGGGGUUUGAGGAUCCAGUUAAGCCAGAUUAUGUCUAUAAAUUAAAGAAAACUCUUUAUGAGUUAAAACAAGCUCCAAGGGCUUGUACAUCUAAGAAGCUGGUGGAUGGUUUUGUGAGUAAUAUGACACAAGAGUUUGAAAUGAGUAUGGUUGGCGAACUCAAAUACUUUCUUGGAUUGAAGAUUAUACAGUCUGAUCAAGGGAUUUUUUAUUUCACAAAGUACUUAUGCAAGACAACUUCUUAA